Penicilliopsis zonata CBS 506.65 is the source of this 585-nucleotide messenger RNA. RefSeq lists its product as hypothetical. Lineage: Eukaryota; Fungi; Ascomycota; Eurotiomycetes; Eurotiales; Aspergillaceae. Bases 91 to 504 code for a protein of 137 amino acids. Gene Ontology annotation, molecular function: acyl carrier activity; acyl binding. Gene Ontology annotation, biological process: fatty acid biosynthetic process. The transcript has 6 exons. Gene Ontology annotation, cellular component: mitochondrion. The record is from RefSeq and is a predicted model, not a curated record.
UGCUGUUCUCUGCGCACCGUCUUUUCCCGCCCACGAACCUCCCGCUCCCCUUUUGUCUUGUGAAGGCUCUCGAUCUUAUCUUUUGGCAAGAUGUUCCGUUCCGCCGUCGUCCGCUCUCUGAGGACUUCCCUGCCCCGUGCCGUUCGCACGCCGGCUCCCUUCCAGAUCCGCAGCUCUGCUGCUGUCCGCCCAUCUCAAUUCGCUGCCCGCCUUGCUUUCCCGGCUGUGCGGUGCUAUUCUGCCCCCGCUGGGCUGGCUAAGGAUGAGGUUGAGGGCCGGAUAGUCAACCUGCUGAAGAACUUUGACAAGGUCAACGAUGCUAGCGCGAUCACCGGUUCCUCUCACUUCUCCAACGACCUCGGCCUGGACAGCCUGGACACUGUGGAGGUGGUGAUGGCCAUCGAGGAGGAAUUCAGCAUCGAGAUCCCUGAUAAGGAGGCCGAUGCCAUCCACUCCGUCAACCAGGCGGUCGAGUACAUUCUUUCUCAGCCUGAUGCCCAUUAGAUAUAAAAUCAGGGAAUGGAAACGGUUGGGGACUCCGGUUAGAAACAGGGGAGGGCGGCGUAAGGCUGCACUAAUGCUGGA